AUGGCCGGCUCAAUUCGCAAAUUAGCUGCGCAGUACUUCCAGCUGGUGGAUUUGCAGCACUUGGCCCUUCCACCAGGUCCUGUACUGGUCCAGCCAGAUGUUCAAGCAGCUAUAUACGAGCGCAUGUUCAAUGAGACUACGGUCUUUCCUAUCCCGCCAGCCAACUACCGAAGCCGAGUGCUGAAACUGAUUCUCUCACGCAUUGAGGAAUCAAUAACUGACCCUGAGGAGGAUGAGAUCAACGAUGAUCUCAUGGAAUGCUGGACCGAACUGGUAGCCCAGCCAAAACAAUCCGCCGUCCAGCAGGCGCAGCAGCUAUCUUUCAUCAAAUACACAGCACCAGCCGAAACAAAAACAGAAACAGGGUCAGUCACCCAAUAUGCAAACAUCGAGCGAUCAGUCAUCACCUCUGAAUCCCGCGGUCUCAUCCUCUCAGCUGGAACGACCGGAUUCCGCACUUGGGAAGCUGCCCUGCAUCUAGGUUCGUUCUUGGCUUCCGAAGCUGGCAAGGCCAUUGUGCGCAAUAAGCGGGUUAUUGAGCUCGGUGCUGGCACGGGAUUCCUGUCUCUUGUUUGUGCGCGCUAUCUUGGUGUGCGCAGUGUUGUUGUUACGGAUCGGGAGCCUGCUCUUAUUGAUAAUAUGCGUGAAUGUGUCCCGCAUAACCUUGACAAUGGUCGGUCUAUUCCUAUCUAUCCUGCUGUUUGGGAGUGGGGGACUCCACUUGAGCGGACGGGAGACCUUGCUGGGCUCGCUUCUGGUGAGGAUGAGGGCGAGAGUAUCAAAUUUGAUGUUGCGCUCGGUGCUGAUUUGAUCUAUGAUACCGACAUCAUCCCUCUGCUAUUGUCUACCGUACGGGAUCUCUUUGAGAAUUACCACAUUGAGCAUUUCAUCAUUGCGGCAACACUGCGCAACGAGGAUACCUUCCGCACGUUCUUGAAUGGAUGUGAAACAAACAACUUCAAUGUUGAAACCCUACCAUUCGAGUCGACUCCGUCACAGGAUCAAACAGGCUUCUUCCAUUCGACUAGCAUCCCCAUCCGGACGUAUCGAAUUUCGCGGAAAUGA
Molecule: messenger RNA, 1065 nt
Organism: Penicillium arizonense
Lineage: Eukaryota; Fungi; Ascomycota; Eurotiomycetes; Eurotiales; Aspergillaceae
Product: protein-lysine N-methyltransferase
Exons: 4
Coding region: 1-1065 (354 amino acids)
Source: RefSeq, a predicted model, not a curated record